CACUGGCCUUCACGUCAUGCACAGCUGAUUCUUGCCUCCUCCAUUUUUUGGCAAAUCUUAUUCUCCUCGAGAGCUUUACGGGGAAAAGGACACAUGGGGAGGGAGAGCCCAGAAGAAGAUGGGUUGCCGACAGCCUCUCUGCUUCUCGAAGACGUCUCUGGCGAUGGCAACCGCGGCAACCCCACGUCUUCAAGUGAUCCCUCGGUCACGCCUCUCGUCGUUCUUAGCACGCUCGUUGCCCUUUGCGGGUCUUUUGUCUCUGGGUGUGCUUCUGGUUAUUCAUCACCGGCCGAGUCAGGCAUAAUGGAGGACUUGGGGCUCUCUACGGCAGCGUAUUCGCUUUUUGGUUCUAUAUUAACAAUAGGAGGGUUAUUAGCAGCUUUGGUAAAUGGGCAGAUGACAGAUAUGAUGGGUCGCAGACGUGUGAUGCAGACAAUGUGGAUUUCACAAAUAUUUUCCACUGCAGGAUGGCUUUCUAUAGCGUUUGCCAAGAAUGCUUGGUGGCUCGAUAUUGGAAGACUGUUAACUGGACUUGGCAUGGGGAUUGUAUGUUACGUGGUACCUGUGUACAUUGCCGAAAUAACACCCAAAAGUAUCCGGGGAGCCUUCACAGCUUUAAAUCAGUUUUUGAUAUGCUGUGGCAUUUCGUUGAUCUACUUUCUUGGAACUGUUGUUUCCUGGCGUAUUUUGGCUUUGACAGGUUGUAUCCCCUGCGUACUUCAAAUUUUCGGUUUAUUCUUUAUCCCGGAGUCUCCUAGAUGGCUGGUAAAAGUCGGUCAAGAAAAGGAGUUUGAAGCGACAUUGCAGAGACUCCGCGGCAAAAGUGUUGACAUUUCCCAAGAAGCAAUAGAUAUCAUAGACUAUACAGAAACCUUUGAACGGGAUUCCCAGUCUAGAAUUUUCGAUUUGUUUCAAAGAAGAUAUGCUCAUUCCCUCAUAAUAGGAGUUGGAUUGAUGAUCCUUCAACAAUUUGGAGGGUCGAGUACAUUUGUCUUCUAUGCGAGCUCUAUAUUUGAAUCAGCUGGCUUUUCAAGCAGCUUUGGUAGCCGAAGCAUAUCUAUUGUCCAGAUCCCUGCAACAGCUCUUAGUGUAAUUUUGACGGAUAAAGCUGGAAGAAGACCGCUUUUAAUGAUUUCUUCAGCUGGAAUGUGCUUGAGUUGCUUUGGUUUAGGAUUCUCGUUCUUCAUGCAGGACCUGCAGUACUGGACGGAAGUCACUCCCAUUUUGGUGUACGUAUGCAUUAUGGUGUAUUCCGUAGCUUACUCUUUUGGCAUGGCGGGGUUACCGUGGGUCAUAAUGUCCGAGGUAUUCCCGGUAAAUGUUAAAGGGUCGGCCGGAAGCCUGUUGACCUUCUCCAAUUGGUCCUGUUCUUGGAUCGUCAGCUACAGUUUUAACUUCAUGUUUGAAUGGAGUGCACCCGGAACCUUCUUUAUCUUCGCAUGCAUUUGUGGUUUAACCAUCUUAUUCACUGCGAAGAUAGUGCCAGAGACAAAGGGGCGAGAAUUGGAAGAAUUGCAAGCAUCACUUGCCCACUUUCGACAAUGAUAAGUGGCUACUUAAUCUCAAAUAGAGUCUAAGCAAGUACGUGCAUUUCACAUGCUACUUUCCAAAGGCAUGAUGAGGGCAUUUUUAAGUUUUUUUGUUUUCUUUCUUUUAGUUUUUUCUCUUUCAUCUUCCUUCUUGUUGUUCCUCCUUCGGCGCAUGCAUAGAAUCACUUCCGGUGCUGGAUCUCACUCGACAUCAUGAAGUCACUGUUAAGCCUUUACACUGACAUCAUCGACGACGGCUCGUUUAUCGUUUAUCCAUCGUUGGACGGAUGUUGUUGCCAUUCUCUCUCCUCACUUGCGGUAAUGGCCCAUGGCCGAUCGCAAGGACAACAGGUUGUUCAUGGGUGACUUCAUGAUGUCAACAAAACAAGACCAUUGGAAAAACUAACUGCAUCCUCCAAUUCAAUUGAACUAAAUUAUAUUACAAUCGUCAUUCAUUG
Eucalyptus grandis is the source of this 1987-nucleotide messenger RNA. RefSeq names its product sugar transporter ERD6-like 5. Gene Ontology annotation, cellular component: membrane. Lineage: Eukaryota; Viridiplantae; Streptophyta; Magnoliopsida; Myrtales; Myrtaceae. The transcript has 18 exons. Gene Ontology annotation, biological process: transmembrane transport; carbohydrate transport. Gene Ontology annotation, molecular function: sugar transmembrane transporter activity. The record is from RefSeq and is a predicted model, not a curated record. Bases 94 to 1545 code for a protein of 483 amino acids.